Messenger RNA from Ziziphus jujuba (common jujube), 2547 nucleotides. Its product is annotated as probable methyltransferase PMT2. Lineage: Eukaryota; Viridiplantae; Streptophyta; Magnoliopsida; Rosales; Rhamnaceae. The transcript has 7 exons. The coding region runs from base 364 to 2205 and encodes 613 amino acids. Gene Ontology annotation, cellular component: cytoplasm; endosome; trans-Golgi network. The record is from RefSeq and is a predicted model, not a curated record. Gene Ontology annotation, molecular function: methyltransferase activity.
AUUGGACAGAAAGAUGAAGUUAACACACACGGACUCUUCCUCUGUAUUCGGGGACACCUCGUCUCUUUCCCCUCCAUAUAACCAACCUCCUUCUGCAUCACACAAGCACAUAUACACAAGCACAGGGCAUCAGACCCAUCUCUUAAAUCUCAUCCUUUUCGCCAUUAUAGUCCCUACCUACGAUUCUAUACUCACUUUUGUCAUAAACCCAUUUCCCUAUUUCUCUCUUCUUCUUCUUCUUCUUCUUUUCCCUCAUGGAUUUGACAAUAUGAAGAUGCAUUUCUUGCGGUUUAAUUAAGACCCAGAAAAAGUCUACCCUCGCAAUCAUCCUUCAGAUCUGUGUCAUUGCUCAUUCGGCACACCAUGGCGACAAAAGGGAACUCAGGAGACCUUAAAGGUCGGGGUUCAAUGUCAAUUCUUGUUGUUGCUGUUCUGUGUUGUUUCUUCUACAUAUUGGGUGCCUGGCAGCGAAGUGGUUUUGGAAAGGGAGAUAGCAUAGCUGUGGAGAUUACCAAGCAGUCAGACUGCAGCAUCCUUUCGAAUCUCAACUAUGAGACCCAUCAUAAUGAUGAUGGCCGGAAUGAUGAUUCUAAAGAAAUCAAGGAGAUCAAACCAUGUGACAAACGCUACAUUGAUUAUACGCCCUGUCACGAUCAAAUGCGUGCAAUGACAUUCCCCAGAGAAAACAUGAUAUAUAGGGAGCGGCAUUGUCCACCUGUAGAAGAGAAGCUGCAUUGCCUCAUUCCUGCACCUGAAGGAUAUGCAACCCCGUUUCCAUGGCCUAAAAGUCGUGACUAUGUACCCUUUGCAAAUGCACCUUACAAAAGCUUAACAGUUGAGAAGGCUGUUCAGAACUGGAUCCAAUAUGAGGGAAAUGUUUUUAGGUUCCCAGGUGGAGGAACACAGUUUCCUCAUGGGGCAGAUGCUUAUAUCGAUCAACUUGCAGCUGUUAUUCCAAUGGAUAAUGGGAUGGUCAGAACCGUAUUGGAUACAGGAUGUGGGGUUGCAAGUUUUGGUGCAUACUUGUUCAGAAAGAAUGUUAUAGCCAUGUCAUUUGCACCUAGAGACUCGCAUGAAGCCCAAGUUCAAUUUGCACUGGAAAGAGGUGUUCCAACUUUUAUUGGCGUUCUUGGAUCUAUAAUGCUGCCGUUUCCUUCUAGAUCUUUUGACAUGGCUCACUGUUCUCGUUGCCUGAUUCCAUGGGGUGCAAAUGAUGGAAUGUAUAUGAUGGAAGUGGAUCGACUUCUUAGACCUGGUGGAUACUGGGUACUUUCCGGUCCUCCGAUUAACUGGAAGACUAAUUUUGUAUCUUGGCAGCGACCUCGAGAGGAGCUUGAAGAAGAGCAGAGGAGGAUUGAAGAUGUAGCCAAACUACUUUGCUGGGAAAAGAAGUAUGAGAAGGGUGAAAUGGCAAUAUGGAGGAAAAGACCAAAUAAUGAGUAUUGCCGUAAACAAAAUUCUCAUCCUACCAUGUGUGAAUCCAUAAAAGAUGAUGUUUGGUACAAGAAGAUGGAAGCAUGUGUAACUCCUUAUCCUGAGACAAGUAGUCCAGAUGAACAUGCUGGAGGGGAAUGGAAGCCAUUUCCAAAGAGGCUCGAUAUUGUACCUUUCAGAAUAUCUUCUGGAUCUGUCCCUGGAGUAUCUGCUGAGACCUUCCAGGAUGACAACCGGGCAUGGAAGAAGCAUGUGAAUGCUUAUAAGAGGAUCAACAAAUUAAUUGAAUCAGGCAGGUACCGGAACAUCAUGGAUAUGAAUGCUGGUCUGGGAAGUUUUGCUGCUGCUCUUAACUCUCCCAAAUUGUGGGUUAUGAAUGUCAUGCCUACAAUAGCAGAAAAAGACACCCUUGGAGUGAUAUAUGAACGAGGAUUAAUUGGCAUCUAUCAUGAUUGGUGUGAAGCCUUCUCCACGUAUCCCAGGACAUAUGACCUUAUUCAUGCAAAUGGCCUUUUCAGCUUGUACAAGGAUAAGUGUAGUAUUGAAGACAUUCUUCUGGAGAUGGAUCGUAUCCUACGUCCAGAAGGAGCAGUCAUACUCCGUGACGAAGUAGAUGUGCUGAGCAAGGUGAGGAAGAUUGUGAAAGGAAUGAGGUGGAGUACAGAAAUGGUGGAUCAUGAGGAUGGUCCUCUUGUUUCUGAAAAGGUACUGUUUGCUGUCAAAAGGUAUUGGGUUGUAAGUGACAAUAACAACUCCACAUCCUCACAGUAAAUGGAAACCAAACACGAAAAAUCUCCUAUUCAAAUUCAUAAAAUUUUAUCGUCUCCGUGGGCAUCCAGGCAAAGCAUGAAAGCCUAGGGAUGUGGCUUUUGUAGCUUCUGCAGCAUCUUUUCCAUUUAAUUUUUUUCCCCUUUUUUCUAAAGCUAGAUAUAGAAUAUUUAUAGAUAAUUCUUAUAUCAUUUAUUUUCAUUAAGCAAAACUAGUUUUUGGCAUUAGUUUCUGCUGAUCAGGAUCUUUAAACAUUUCUCGAGAUUCAAUUACAUGUAUUCUUUUUUACAUUUAUAUCAUUUGUAUUCAUUUUUUAAUGUGUAAGUUUUUUACUGCCUAGUAAUA